AUGUAUCGUAUUAAAACAGUCUCUGCUCUGUUUCACCAUCUUUUCCUGCAGCUCCAGAGUCUGAGUCAUAAUGUGAUCUUCACACUGGACUCCCUGUUGAAAGGCGACCUGAAAGGCGUGAAGGGGGACCUGAAAAAACCCUUUGACAAGGCGUGGAAGGACUACGAAACCAAGUUUACAAAGAUCGAGAAGGAAAAACGUGAGCAUGCCAAGCAGCACGGAAUGAUUCGAACAGAGAUCACUGGUGCUGAGAUCGCUGAGGAGAUGGAGAAAGAACGGAGGCUUUUUCAACUACAGAUGUGUGAGUACCUAAUCAAAGUGAAUGAAAUAAAGACAAAAAAAGGGGUUGACCUCCUUCAGAACUUGAUCAAGUAUUACCAUGCACAGUGCAACUUUUUUCAAGAUGGCUUGAAGACGGCAGAUAAGCUAAAGCAGUACAUCGAGAAAUUAGCAGCUGAUCUUUACAAUAUAAAACAAACACAAGAUGAAGAGAAAAAGCAUCUCACUGCAUUAAGGGAUAUCAUUAAAUCCUAUCUACAGCUGGACCAAAAGGAGUCUAGAAGAGACUCUCAGAGUAAACAGGGUGGCUACAGUAUGCACCAGCUGCAGGGAAACAAAGAGUUUGGCAGUGAGAAGAAAGGCUAUCUGUUGAAGAAAAGUGAUGGUUGUCAUUAUAAAUUUAAAAUCACACGGUCUGGGAUGCUACAGCAGGAAUAUGAAGUAGUCAAGCAUUUUUCCUGUUGUCACAUUUCGUUUCAGUCAAACAGGCAGCCUGUCAAACUCAACCUGCUCACAUGUCAGGUCAAGCCCAGCACUGAGGACAGGAAGUGCUUCGAUCUCAUUUCCCAUAACCGUACAUAUCAUUUCCAGGCUGAAGAUGAGCAGGAAUUUAUAAUAUGGAUCUCAGUGUUAACUAACAGUAAGGAGGAGGCGCUUAACAUGGCCUUUAGAGGAGAGCAGGGUGGAGGAGAUGAUGGGCUGGAAGAUCUCACUAAAGCCAUAAUAGACGAUGUGCUGCGCAUGCCCGGAAAUGAAGUGUGCUGUGAUUGUGGGGCUCCAGAUCCCAAAUGGUUGUCAACUAACCUCGGAAUCCUGACGUGCAUCGAAUGUUCAGGCAUUCACCGGGAGAUGGGUGUCCACAUCUCACGCAUUCAGUCUAUGGAGCUAGACAAACUGGGAACCUCUGAACUCUUGCUGGCCAAGAAUGUGGGAAAUAAUAGUUUUAAUGAAAUAAUGGAGGGAAAUCUUCCUUGGCCGUCUCCCAGGCCCACUCCUGCUAGUGACAUGACUGUUCGUAAGGAGUUUAUCAAUGCUAAGUAUGUAGAUCAUAAGUUCGCAAGAAAAACCUGCAGCUCAGCAGCAGCCAAGAUGAGUGAGCUGUUUGAAGCCAUCAGGUCACAUGACCUGCUAGCUCUCAUCCAGGUGUAUGCUGAGGGGGUAGAGCUUAUGGAACCAAUACCUGAGGGAGGACAGGAAGGAGGAGAGACUGCAUUGCACUACGCUGUGAGGACAGGUGACCACACCUCACUGCACCUGGUUGACUUCCUUGUCCAGAACAGUGGGAAUCUGGAUAAACAGACGGAGAGGGGAAACACGGCCCUGCACUACUGUUGCCUGUAUGAGAAACAUGAAUGCCUCAAACUACUGCUGAGAGGCAAACCAGCUACUGAUAUCACCAAUCAGAAUGGAGAAACAGCUCUGGAUGUGGCCAAGCGGUUGAAGAUCAUUCCGUGUGAGGAAGCGCUGGCACAAGCCACUGCAGGAAAAUUUAACCUUAAAGUCCAUGUGGAAUAUGAAUGGAAUCUCAGACUGGAGGAGCUUGACGAGAGUGACGAUGAUCUGGAUGACAAACCCAGUCCCAUUAAGAAGGAUCGUUCUCCCCGGCCCCAGAGUUUCUGUCACUCGUACAGUCUGUCUCCUCAUGACAAGCUCUCUCUGCCUGGUUUCACUGGUCAGCGUGAUAAGCAGCGCCUUUCAUACACUUCACUCUCCAAUCAGAUGUACAGCGUUUCGACUGACUGCCCGUCCUCUCCAGUCUCAGAUGCUCCACCUCUGCCUCCUAGGAAUGCAGGCAAAGCCCCUCCAUUAUCAAACCUGCCCCCCUCCAACCCUGCCGCACAGACCCCCGCUAGUGGCAGCUCCACCCUGUCAAAGAAGAGGCCACCUCCCCCUCCCCCUGGACACAAACGCACUCUAUCCGACCCCCCCACCUCUCUCUCACACACCCCGUUCAGUAAAGGAAGUGAUUCAACGCCGCCUCCUGUCAACAAAAUGUACCCUCAAAACAGAUUUGAGGGUAUCCCACAUCAGCAAAGUCUCAACACCACAAAGCCCACACUUGGUCCACGGGUCCUUCCCAAACUACCUCAGAAGGGUUGUUCCUUUGUAAUCCCAUAA
Molecule: messenger RNA, 2397 nt
Organism: Sinocyclocheilus grahami
Lineage: Eukaryota; Metazoa; Chordata; Actinopteri; Cypriniformes; Cyprinidae
Product: arf-GAP with SH3 domain, ANK repeat and PH domain-containing protein 1-like
Exons: 23
Coding region: 1-2397 (798 amino acids)
Biological process (GO): positive regulation of GTPase activity
Cellular component (GO): cytoplasm
Molecular function (GO): GTPase activator activity; protein binding
Source: RefSeq, a predicted model, not a curated record